Molecule: messenger RNA, 3173 nt
Organism: Merops nubicus (carmine bee-eater)
Lineage: Eukaryota; Metazoa; Chordata; Aves; Coraciiformes; Meropidae
Product: zonadhesin-like
Exons: 19
Source: RefSeq, a predicted model, not a curated record
GCCGUGCUUCCUGCAGUGCUUCUGGGGAUCCACAUUAUAACACUUUUGACCACAGAGUUCAUAAUUUCAUGGGAAAUUGCACUUACACCCUCUCCAAAGUGUGCAAUGUCUCUGAGAGGCUUCCAUACUUCAAUGUGGCCACAACGAAUGAGCACAGAGGAGCCAAUACCAAAGUCUCUUACGUGAAGUCGGUGCAGGUGGAAGUCUAUGGCAACCAGAUUUCCUUGCUGAAAAACAAGAAAGUGAAUGUGAAUGGCAGCAGAAUGAACCUGCCUGUAUUUAUUGAAAAGAAAAUCAGUAUUCAAAGCAGUGGUGGAUAUGUUCUUUUGGAAACUGACUUUGGACUGUGGGUGAGAUAUGAUGGCAAUCAUUAUGCAGAAGUCUCUGUGCCCUCUGAUUACCGUGGUCUGCUCUGUGGCCUCUGUGGUAAUUAUAAUGGUGAUCCAAGGGAUGACAAUAUAAAGCCCAAUGGUGAAAUUGCAAGUGGUUCCACUGAUCUUGGAGAAAGCUGGCUUGUACCUGAGAAUAACACCAUAUGCACCAGUGGGACAGAAGAGCAAUGUGAUCCUGUUCUGGAGAAUGAAGCAAAGAAGGAUACAGCAUGUGGCAUGAUCACAGACCCAACAGGAAUCUUCAAGGAUUGUCAUACCAAAGUGCCUCCAGAAAAUUUCUUUGCAAACUGUGUUUACGACAUGUGCUUCACUGGUGGGCAGGCAACGUCCAUAUGCUACGGACUGCAGGCCUAUGCUGAGUCCUGUGUCAAUGCUGGGAUAUGCAUCGAGUGGAGGAAUGCUACUCUUUGCCCAAUGUCCUGUCCUGGAGGCAGCAUCUAUGAAAGCUGUGGUACUAGGUGUCCCUCUACCUGUUUGAACAUCUCAGCAGUUGAUUCCUGCAGUUCCUUACCAGUGGAAGGUUGCUUCUGUAAAGAAGGCUAUGUCUUGAGUGGAGACAAGUGUGUGCCAGAAAGCAGCUGUGGUUGUGUGGAUGAAAAAAAACAGUAUCACCAGCUGGAUGAAAGCUGGUUCACCAGCUAUCCCUGCAAUGAACGCUGCACCUGCAAGGCUAAUAACACCAUCGUAUGCACAUCCUGGGAGUGUGGAGUUCGAGAGGAAUGCAGUGUUCAGGAUGGUGUGCUGGGCUGUCAUUCCAAUGGCCAAGCAACAUGUCAAGUGGCAGGAGAUCCCCAUUAUUUCACUUUUGAUGGAAUGAUGUACACUUUUGUGGGUACCUGCACCUACACCUUGGUUGAGGUUGUCAACACCAAUAGUGUCAUACCUAUAACCAUCCUUGGCAAGAAUGAAGACAGAGGAUUGAGAGGAGCCACAUACCUGAAAGAGGUCUACAUAGAUGUCUAUGGUGUACGAAUCACCCUUCAGAAAAGCCAAGGAAUCUUGUUGAACAAUGAGAGAGUCUACACUCCAGUGGAGAACCGGUUGCGAGGCGUGUCCAUUGGAAAUGUUGGCAGAUUUAUAGUAGUGGAAACUGACUUUGGUCUGAUAGUGAAAUACGAUGGCAAUCACCAUCUGGAAAUCACCCUCCCACAUUCUUAUUUCUCAAAGGUACAUGGCAUGUGUGGUAACUUCAAUGAUAAUCGUGAAGAUGAUCUGUUGUUGCCUAAUGGCACACUCAUCAGUGGCUCACAGUUUGGAAAUAGCUGGAAAGUGGAGGAAGACAGCGAUGAAGGUUGUUUACCAGACUUAAGAGAAGAUGAUUUUCCUCCUUGCACUGCUGAGAAUAAACCAGUCAUUGAAAGCCAGUGCAAUGUCCUAAAAUCAGACAAAUUCAAAGCAUGUCACAAGCUAGUCAAACCUGAUGACUUCAUACAGAUCUGCAUCUAUGACAUGUGCCAGUAUGAUGGAAUGAAGUCUGCCCUCUGUGACAUAGUUCAAGUCUAUGUGGACACCUGCAGGAAUCAUGGAAUCACCAUCAAAUGGAGGAGUAGCACAUUCUGCCCAUUGCCCUGUCCACCCCACAGCCAUUACACAGACUGUGUCUCCACCUGCCCAUCAACAUGCAAUGACAUUUUUGCUUCUUCCCUUUGUGAGAAGACAGAAGAGUGCACAGAGGGCUGUGAGUGUGAUGGUAACUAUGUGCUCAGUAAUGGCAAGUGUGUACCUCUGAGCGCUUGUGGCUGCAGGGAUGAUGACAACAAUUACUACAGUGCUGGGGAGACCUGGAUAACUCCACACUGCACCAGAAGAUGCCAAUGUCAGAAGAACGGUGUCAUCAAUUGUAAGAGCUAUGGCUGUGAUUCUAAAGAAACCUGUGUGAUCAAAAAUGGAAAAUACAGGUGCAAUCCAACAGGCUUUGGGAAAUGCCGGAUCAUGGGUGACCCACACUACAUCACCUUUGAUGGUCUGGUGCACCACUUUCAAGGCAAAUACACGUAUAUUCUGGCUCAGACCAUCCCUGACCUCCCGGACACUCUGACGCCGUUCAGCAUCGAAGGCAUGAACUACCCUUUCCGACGAAGCCGCCGCAUCACUUACCUGAAGGAGCUUCUCGUCAACGUUUACAACCACACGGUGCGAUUCAGGCAGAACAAGCAGCUUGUGUUGGAUGGUGUGAGGGUGAGACCCCCUGCUCAUCCUCAUGAAGGUAUUCAUAUAUAUCAGAGGACAACAAGAAUUUACCUGGAGACAGACUUUGGCUUAUACCUGAGCUUUGAUGGCAAUCAAAAUGCAGAUAUAAAGCUGGCCAACACCUACAGAAACAGAGUGGAAGGCUUGUGUGGUGAUUUUGAUGGGAGACACAGAAAUGACUUCACAAAUCCAGAUGGUGUUUGGGUGAAGAACGUGAAUGUAUUUGGUGGACCAUGUAUGCCAAAUCCUUGUAAGAAUGAUGGCAUUUGCUCUGAAGCUACCAGCAACACCUCCCUUCCCUUCUACUGUGAAUGUCCAGAGCUGUACACAGGAGCAACCUGUGAGGCUGAAAAUAGAGACCUUAUCACAGAAGCUCCUGAAGACCAUACAGUUGCCAUUGUCAUUGGAGUUGUGGCAGGUGUGGCUGUUAUCAUCAUUCUCAUCUCCUCUGCAGUGUAUCUGUACAGAAAGAAGACAAAGAUGGAUACUGCUGUUAUAUCAAGGGAUUCUUCUUUGGAACAGUCCAGGGAUGACAGAGUGCAUGAGCAAGAUUAUGGCUACAUUGUGAACGCUGCAUUUGAUCAAAAUUAA